Folsomia candida is the source of this 989-nucleotide messenger RNA. RefSeq names its product oxidoreductase HTATIP2. NCBI's taxonomy places the organism in Eukaryota, Metazoa, Arthropoda, Collembola, Entomobryomorpha, Isotomidae. The coding region runs from base 158 to 889 and encodes 243 amino acids. The record is from RefSeq and is a predicted model, not a curated record. Gene Ontology annotation, cellular component: cytoplasm. The transcript has 3 exons. Gene Ontology annotation, biological process: import into nucleus.
AAUUUAUCACUACUUUGUCCUUUUGUCCUCUUGUUUAUGCACUGCUCUGGAAAUCCUACAGUGUAGAAAAUAGUUAACAAUUUAAUUUUAGAAGAAUUUUUGAGCUCUGCAUAAAAUUUCCUCAAGGUUGAGUGAAAAAGAGGACACAACCAAAACAAUGGACGCUAACUCUGAUAAUAACUUAUCCGCCUUCGUUUUCGGAUACACGGGAGGAGUGGGACGUUGCAUCGUGAAUGCUCUCGCAGUGGAACCACGAUUUAAAAAGGUCACCUUAUUCGGCCGUAGAACAGUAGAUUUGGAGGAAAAAGACAAAAAAUCUACAGCUGCCUCCGCCGAUUUUACGAAAUUCACCCAGGAUGUCGUAGACUUUGACAAACUGACGGAAGAUUCGGAAUAUUUCGCGGAGAAAUUGAAAGGUUUUGAUGUCGGGAUUUAUGCGUUGGGAGUGAAUCCACUGAAAACGGAUGAAGAAACGUUUCAACGGACGACGAGGGGGUGGCUCCUGGCCAUCGCGAAAUUAGCGAGGGACGGCGGUUGUCGCCAUUUCCAUAGAAUGAGUGGCGCCUUGGUGAAUGAAAAUUCGUGGUGGAAGUUUGGCCGUUUCGGCGGUGAAACGGAUGCCCUCCUUGGCAAAAUAAGUUACCCUCGGAUAUCCAUCUAUAAACCGGCCACUAUUCUGACGGAAUUCAACAGUGGGGGGAUGGUUGGACCCAGGGGGGUGUCCGUUAUGCGUCUCCUGGACAGAUUUCGGUGGUGGUCGGUGGAAGGGGAAACCGUUGGCCAGUUUUUGGUACAGAAUUGCUUCACCAAGCCGAAAGAUGCAAAUAAUUCUGUCGAGGUAUUUACGAAUGCUGAAAUAAACCGAUGGGGGAAACUACAAAAGAAAUAAUCACUCUGUAGGAGUAAUGGUUUGAUAUCUUCCAGUUUGUGGAUUUUAACUUUAUGUAAAAAAUUGUAUUCGUCAAUAAAAAGAUUUUCUUGAAGAACUA